AUAUAUCCUCUAGCUGUAUCCUACAAGGGUUAUCCAGGAUUAGUUUCACCACUUGGGGUUGGAGUAAAUCAUUCCUGGAAAAAUAUACUCAAAGGGCAAAGUUGUGGUUCUAGUAUAACGGAUCCAAGGUUCUCCAGUAUACCCAGUAAAGUUGCUUGUUAUGUACCGCUUGGAGAACAGGAGGGAGGUCUGGAUUUAAACAAGAAUUUCUCUAAAAGUGACCAGGAAAGAAUGAGUACAAGUAUGCUGUUUGGAAUGGUGGCAGCUAAAGAAGCAUUAGAAGAUGCUAGAUGGACCCCCUUAACAGAACUUGAAAGAUCCAGGACGGGCGUUUCUGUCGGAAUGGGAAUGGUUGAUCUAGAUUACAUUGGACAGUGUUAUGCAGAACUUGAGUCUGGACAGGGUAGAAGAAUUAGUCCAUAUUUUGUUCCACGAAUCCUACCUAAUCUUUCAGCUGGUCAUAUCAGCAUAGCACAUGGACUGAUGGGUCCCAACCUUAGCUGCUCAACAGCUUGUGCAACAGGAUCCCACGCUAUUGCAGAUGCAUUAAGGUUGAUUGAAAGAGGAGACUGUGAUGUAAUGCUAGCAGGUGGUGUUGAUGCUUGCAUUAAUCCACUAGCCUUCAGAGGAUUCUCCAGAGCCAGAGCUCUUUCAACUAAAUUCAAUAAAACUCCUGAAUCUGCGUCAAGACCAUUUGAUAAGGAUAGAGAUGGUUUUGUGAUGGGAGAAGGAGCUGGUUUAUUGGUUCUGGAGUCUCUGGAACAUGCUAGAAAGCGCAAUGCCACCAUUUACUGCGAACUCCUUGGCUAUGGAAUGAGUGGAGAUGCCGAUCAUAUAACAGCUGCUAGGGAAGAUGGAAAAGGAGCUCUGAGAGCUAUGAGAUCUGCAUUUAAGGAUUUGCCUGAGGAUUGUUUGAAUUAUAUUUGGCAGAUAAAUGCACAUGCUACCUCAACCCCUAGAGGAGACAUGGCAGAGCUCACGGCAAUUAAAUCUCUUAUUAAGGGUGCUAAGAACUCUCCCUAUAUAACUGGAAACAAGAGCUGUAUUGGUCACCUACUGGGAGCAGCUGGAGGAGUUGAGAGUGUUUUUGCUGCUCUUUCAAUUCUUCACAACAAAAUACCACCAACAAUAAAUAUUAAAAACAAGGAUGUUGAUAUAACUGGAGAUCUAAAUAUUGUUGAGGAGCUAAACUUCAGUCCACCAGAACAACAAUCUUUACCUGAGGAGGUUCCUAGGAAAAUGGUUUUAAAGAACUCUUUCGGGUUCGGGGGAACUAAUAUUAGUCUUCUUUUCUCGGAGCUCAGAGACUAAUGUCUUUGUCAGACAGUUGUGGAAUUGUGAUAAGUGUCUGCAGACUACAUUUGCUUGGAGGAAUGCAAAUGCAGGGGACAUUAGUUCCAAAACUAACUCUUGGCCCAUUUCUAACACUGAGUGUUAGAAAUAGACACAAAUGAAUAGACUGGGUUUUUAGGAUCCCGGCCCUUAUCGAGAGUAAAAGUCGAUAAUAAAAACUAUAAACAACAUUUUAUUAAGCAUGACCAGGACAACAACAAUUCCCGAUUUAAAACUAUUUUCUGAAAUCGAAAUUAUAAAAGGAGCUGAAAUGCGGUAAUUGUUUCAAAAGAGGGAUAUGUUCGAAAAUGAAAACAAAUAUCAUCAAAAACUAAUUCUCACACCUUAUUAUUAGUUUAAAGUGAAUAUUUCAUUUUUAAUAAAUGUAUGGUAAAGUUUUGUUUAACUCGGCUGGGAUUUAAAGAUAUAUACGCUUGAAAAAGAUAACUUUACAGAUUUGGCCCAUUUCUAACACUCAGUGUUAUAAAUAAGCUAAGUGUUAGCUUUGGAACUAAUUUUCCCUGAAAUGACGUCAGAACAAACAGGACCCAUAUACUUGUAAUAAAAAAUGACGUUGUAAAAUAUCUGCAUAUUUGAAUGAAAAUUAUUUAUACUUUCAGAAA
Messenger RNA from Eurytemora carolleeae, 1955 nucleotides. Its product is annotated as 3-oxoacyl-[acyl-carrier-protein] synthase, mitochondrial. Gene Ontology annotation, molecular function: 3-oxoacyl-[acyl-carrier-protein] synthase activity. The coding region runs from base 232 to 1311 and encodes 359 amino acids. Gene Ontology annotation, biological process: fatty acid biosynthetic process. The transcript has 13 exons. NCBI's taxonomy places the organism in Eukaryota, Metazoa, Arthropoda, Copepoda, Calanoida, Temoridae. The record is from RefSeq and is a predicted model, not a curated record.